ACAGAGGCACCCCACUGAGGUGCUGGGGGAGAUCCACAGAGGGGCUGCCUGAAGCAGGACUUGUUCCCAUAUUGAAGUCACCAGCUGAGGGCAAGAACAGGUUUCCCAUCUUCGGGACCUCUCCCAGGUCUGAGUUGUCUCCGUGUACCUUCCAUGAACAGAUCGGCCUCAGAGGAGUCCCUCGUAGGUGAAGACCCAGUGCCCCAAGGUCACACUCAAUGCUGGCUGCCUGCAGUUGAACCCAGAGAGCAGCUGGAGGAAGAGGAGGAUGAAGAAGAGGAGGAGAAGAAAGAAAAAGAGGAAGACAGUGAUGGCUUCCACACCUCACCCCUUAGAAGGUCUGGGGCUUUCAGAGCCCAUAGCCACACCAGUGAUUCCUUCAAAAGGCACAGUUGGGGACCUGGCAAGGAGUUCCAGGACCCUGUGAGCAGGAGGAGACUGUACUCAUCGGAAUGCCCAGGUUCCCAGGAAGACCCCUUUCUGCAGAGCCACGAGGAACUGGACACUUUUCUGGGAGAACAGCAGCAGGGUGGCCAACCCUCCCACCCGGGCCAGCGUUCCCAGCAUCGGUCUGCUGCCUCUUUCUCUCACUCUGCUGGCAUGCUGUCCAAGGCUGUGUCCAUGAGUGGCAUCAAUUUCCUCUUGGAUUGCUCAGAUCCAGAAGCAGGCAACGUGUUCCGGUCCUCUGCCACAGACCUCAGGAAAUGUGGUAGCCAGCUGGACGUGGACUCAGGGACCUGGGCAGGCUCCUCCCUGCGACGGACCUUCAGCUUCUUCUUGGGCAUGACCGGCAAGGCCAAGGCCCGGGAAAAAGAGAAGAUGAAGGAAGCCAAGGAUGCUCGCUAUACCAACGGCCACCUCUUUACCACCAUCUCAGUCUCGGGCAUGACCAUGUGCUAUGCCUGUAAUAAGAGCAUCACAGCCAAGGAAGCCCUCAUCUGCCCAACCUGCAAUGUGACUAUCCACAACCGCUGUAAAGACACCCUGGCCAACUGUACCAAGGUCAAGCAGAAGCAACAGAAAGCUGCUCUACUGAAGAACAAUACUGCCUUACAGUCUGUUUCUCUUCGAAGUAAGACAACCACCAGAGAGCGGCCAACCUCUGCCAUCUACCCUUCUGAUAGCUUCCGGCAGUCCCUCCUGGGUUCUCGGCGUGGCCGCUCCUCUUUGUCUUUGGCCAAGAGUGUUUCUACCACAAACAUUGCUGGACAUUUCAAUGAUGAGUCUCCCCUGGGGCUGCGUCGGAUCCUCUCCCAGUCCACAGACUCCCUCAACAUGCGGAACCGAACCCUGUCCGUGGAAUCCCUUAUUGAUGAAGGUGCAGAAGUGAUCUACAAUGAACUGAUGAGUGACUUUGAGAUGGAUGAGAAGGACUUUGCGGCAGAUUCGUGGAGCCUUGCCGUGGACAGCAGCUUCCUGCAGCAGCACAAAAAGGAGGUCAUGAAGCAGCAAGAUGUCAUCUAUGAGCUGAUCCAGACAGAAUUGCACCAUGUGAGAACACUGAAGAUCAUGACCCGCCUCUUCCGUACUGGGAUGCUGGAGGAGCUGCAGCUGGAGCCUGGAGUAGUCCAGGGCCUGUUCCCCUGUGUGGAUGAGCUGAGUGACAUUCAUACACGCUUCCUCAGUCAGCUGUUGGAAAGACGGCGCCAGGCCCUAUGUCCAGGCAGCACCCGGAACUUUGUCAUCCAUCGUUUGGGUGACUUGCUCAUCAGCCAGUUCUCAGGUUCCAAUGCGGAGCAGAUGCGCAAGACCUACUCAGAGUUCUGCAGCCGCCACACCAAGGCCUUGAAGCUCUAUAAGGAGCUGUACGCUCGAGACAAGCGCUUCCAGCAGUUCAUCCGGAAAGUGACCCGCUCAGCUGUGUUGAAGCGACAUGGAGUUCAGGAAUGCAUUCUGCUGGUGACUCAGCGGAUCACCAAAUACCCAGUGCUCAUCAACCGGAUCCUGCAGCAUUCCCACGGGAUUGAGGAGGAGUGCCAAGACCUGACCACAGCUUUAGGGCUAGUGAAGGAGCUGCUGUCCAACGUGGACCAAGAUGUGCACGAGCUGGAGAAAGGGGCCCGCCUGCAGGAGAUCUACAACCGAAUGGACCCUCGGGCUCAGACCCCCGUGCCCGGCAAGGGCCCCUUCGGCCGAGAGGAGCUUCUGCGGCGAAAGCUUAUCCACGAUGGCUGUCUGCUCUGGAAGACAGCCGCAGGUCGUUUCAAAGAUGUGCUGAUGUUGCUGAUGACAGAUGUGCUCGUGUUUCUCCAGGAAAAGGACCAGAAGUACAUCUUUCCUGCCCUGGACAAGCCUUCGGUGGUAUCCUUACAGAAUCUAAUCGUAAGGGACAUUGCCAACCAGGCGAAAGGGAUGUUUUUGAUCAGCGCUGCCCCGCCUGAGAUGUAUGAGAUGCACACAGCGUCCCGAGAUGACCGUAGUACCUGGAUCCGUGUCAUUCAGCAGAGCGUGCGCGUAUGCCCAUCUAGGGAGGACUUCCCUCUGAUCGAGACUGAGGAUGAGGCCUACCUCCGGAGGAUCAAGAUGGAGCUGCAGCAGAAGGACCAGGCGCUCGUGGAGCUGCUGCAGGAGAAGGUCGGGCUGUUUGCGGAGAUGACCCACUUCCAGGCAGAAGAGGAUGGUGUCAGUGGGGUGCCCUUGCCAGCCCUGCCUAGGGGCCUUUUCCGUUCCGAGUCCCUUGAGGCCCCUCGAGGCGAGCGGCUCUUGCGAGAUGCCAUCCGCGAAGUGGAAGGCCUGAGAGACUUGCUGGUAGGACCUGGUGCCGACCUGCUUCUGACACCCCGAGAGCCAGCUUUACCUUUGGAAUCUGACAGUGGUAACACCAGUCCUGGAGUCACUGCCAAUGGUGAGGCCAGGACCUUCAAUGGCUCCAUCGAGCUCUGUAGAGCAGACUCGGAUUCCAGCCAAAAGGAUCGGAAUGGAAAUCAGUUGAGGUCACCCCAGGAGGAGGCGUUACAGCGAUUGAUCAAUCUCUAUGGACUUUUACAUGGCCUUCAGGCUGCCGUGGCCCAGCAGGACACUUUGAUGGAAGCCCGAUUCCCUGAGGGUCCUGAACGGUGGGAAAAGCUCUCCAGAGCCAACUCUCGGGACAGUGAAGCUGGCCGGGCAGCAGUUGCCCCCGUGCCUCCGGAGAAGCAGGCCACAGAGCUGGCGCUGCUGCAGCGGCAACACACUCUGCUGCAGGAAGAGCUGAGGCGCUGCCGUCGCCUGGGUGAAGAGCGGGCGACUGAGGCGGGCAGCCUGGAGGCCCGGCUCCGAGAGAGCGAGCAAGCCCGGGCCCUGCUGGAGCGGGAGGCGGAAGAGGCCCGGCGACAGCUGGCGGCCUUGGGUCAGAGUGAGCCACUUCCAGCAGAGGCCCCCUGGGCUCGCAGGUCUCUGGACCCUCGGCGCCGCAGCCUUCCGGCAGGCGACGCUCUAUACUUGAGCUUCAAUCCCCCUCAGCCCAGUCGGGGCCAUGACCGCCUGGAUAUGCCUGUGACUGUUCGUUCCCUUCACCGACCCUUUGAAGAUCGAGAGAGGCCGGAGCUUGGUAGCCCCGAGGAGCGGCUGCAGGACAGCAGUGACCCUGACACAGGCAGUGAGGAGGAAGGCAGCAGCCGGUUGUCCCCACCCCACAGUCCACGAGACUUCACGAGAAUGCAGGACAUCCCGGAGGAGACAGAGAGCCGAGAUGGGGAGCCUACUGCUUCAGAGAGCUAAGGGGACCCCACCCCCUGCCUGCUGCCCCACUGAAGAACAUUAGUUAAAGGGGGCAAACCUUGGGGACUGCGUUCUGCCAAUAAUGAGGGAAUAUUUGAAAGAACUGCUGAUUGUCCUUGCCAGCUCCUGAGAUCCUUGGAUACCUGGGGCCAUAUGGGACUGGGGAUUUAGAGGCCACAGCACCCCUGGUGGCAUCCAAGAGCUACACCACAGAUGCCAAUUUUUCAUGCCUUCUUCCCUCUAUUUAGGAAAAAAUUAUUUAUUUAUUGUCUAUUGGUUAUGGGGGAAACUGAGAUUUAAAGGACCAGGGACAUGGGAACCAAGCCAUAGGGACCAGAGGGCCUUUCCUUUAGCACCACUGGGAUUAUGUUUAGGCUUAGCCACGUGGCUGCUGGCUCUAGCCUAACACCCACUCUAGUGAUACCCAUUUGUGGCCACAGAACCUACUGGCCCUUUAAGGAGGGCUGUGGGUAGGACCACGUCCCUUUCCCCACUCUCCUCAGCCUCCUCCUGCUCUUCUUUCUUCUUUUCAUCCUCCUUGGAGACCUGGCCCCUUGGAGUUGAUGGAGUAGAGGCAAGGGUGGCCGUGAUGUAUUGGGGUGGGGGAGGAAAAAAAUCCACAGGGACCACAAUGUUUUGUUUUUGUUUUCUUUUCUUUUUUGUACCAAAGUCAACUGCACGUGUUUUAUAUUUUUAAAAGAAGAUUGUAGGCACUUCUAGCUCCAUGUCUUUGAACUUGAGGAACUGGGGAGACAGUGACUUCUUUCACCUACAGUCAGGGGGCUCCUAUUUGGAAUUCUUCCUCAGCCAUUUGAAAGAAGCUCCAAGGUGGGUUGGGAAACCUCUACGAACCUUCACCUCAUCUGCCACCAUGGCAUCUACGGUUGAAAUGUAAGCAAGAAUGGGGGGGUUCAAUGCAACCCUAAUACCCACCAGCAAUAGCCAUUUGUCUGCCAAUUUAAUUGUUAAAAAAAAAAAAAGACAGAGACAGUAACAACAAAGAAAGAAAAGCUCAAGCAGGGAGAAAUUAAAGACCUGAAACGCACGAGGUGCAGUCUCGAUGGCCCGUUCUGGGGAUUGCGGUGCCUGUAACCAGGCAGUGACUAUGGUUGCUGUGAAGGGGCUGUCACUACCUCACUGACGAGGGCACUAAAAAGAUGAAGCUGCCUAAA
Molecule: messenger RNA, 4871 nt
Organism: Mesocricetus auratus (golden hamster)
Lineage: Eukaryota; Metazoa; Chordata; Mammalia; Rodentia; Cricetidae
Gene: Arhgef2
Product: Rho/Rac guanine nucleotide exchange factor 2
Exons: 27
Coding region: 154-3699 (1181 amino acids)
Biological process (GO): regulation of Rho protein signal transduction; cell morphogenesis; actin filament organization
Cellular component (GO): ruffle membrane; cytoskeleton
Molecular function (GO): guanyl-nucleotide exchange factor activity; microtubule binding
Source: RefSeq, a predicted model, not a curated record